Diatraea saccharalis (sugarcane borer) is the source of this 796-nucleotide messenger RNA. The record is from the annotation of a GenBank genome assembly. NCBI's taxonomy places the organism in Eukaryota, Metazoa, Arthropoda, Insecta, Lepidoptera, Crambidae.
AUGGAGAGAGCAAAGCUUGGUGUUUCUUUACGAGAUCGCAUUAGAAACGAAGAAAUUCAAGCUCGAUGCAGGGGAGAUAGGCGUCGCUGUUCGUUGCAAUCGAAUAUAGCAAACUUAGUGAAGGCGGCUGCGUCGACCUGCCAGAUCAAGUGCGACCGCAGUGCGCAGUGGACCUGCUUCGGAACACAUCUCGGAGAAAGGCAUCAGCGACACCGGCUACACGACAUCACGAUGAAGAUCCUUUCAAUUGUUGUAUUGUUGGCGUUGGUGGCUUAUAAGGCGGAUGCGGCACCGCGGCCGCAGGAUGAUGCGGAGCCGCGAUCUCCGUCGAGGGGACUCCUAAAACGAGGCCUCAAAGGGAAACCUACUACUACCACCACGACCGCAGCGCCCCAGGAAGAGGUGGAAUAUGAGGACGAUGUUGAUUACUCUGCUGAGGCGCAACAGGAGCCGUCCACUGAGGCCCCACCGUCGUCCACGGAGGGCAAGAAACUGGUGGCUGGUGGUGUGAGACCGUUCCGUAGCAAUACCGACUUACUCGAAACCUUGAAGCGGAGGCGAGCCCAGGCGGCUGAACAAUCUAAACACGGUCAUUCAGCCGCUGCCCAAGCUCACGAAUCUCCGGCUGCAGACACUGCCAGCAAAGGUAAGAAGCGCUUCAACAACCCGCCGCCAGCGCGCGAGAACAACAAUGAGGAAGCUCCCGCUCCGGCGAAGCCUAGCAGAGGGCGUUUCGGUAGACGUAAGUUUAUAACUAGUGUUCACCUUAGCUUAAACUCGGAAUAAAGACACUCAA